CUCCUAGUCUCCGCGGCCACCACGCCCAAAUCCUCCGACAUCCCCAAACCCUGCACCAUCCGCAGCCCGACCUCGCACGCCUUCUUCGACCUCAACCCACUGCACAUCGAAGACCCGACACUGAGCAAAUCCAAGCACCCGCGCGACUACAGCUGGAACACGACGGGAUGGGGCUUGGGGUACAACUUCAGCAUGAACUUUUGCGGGCCGGUGGUGGAGGAGUUGGAGGAUGUGGAUGGGUUGAGGAAGGAUGCGUGGCGGAACGUGAGCGCAUAUUAUAAGUUGGGCGGGAAGGUGUUUAGCAUUGGACAAAUGAACACCGCCCCAGUGUUCCAUGGCCGCAAACUCGUGCUAAAUUACACCGAUGGCUCGCCGUGCGACACGAUGAAGAACGCCCACUAUGUCCAAGACUUACACUCACCCCGCGAAAUCAUCGAUGAUGACCCUGAUGAUGACGACGACGACGACGACGACGACGCGGACGAACGCGAACCCAAGAAACCUUCCACCAAAAAGCCAAACCCAACUCCAGUCACUCGUCGGAAAAACACAAUCGUCUCCUUCCUCUGCGACAGAGAGCCGCUCAACCCGCUCCUCUCCCUGUCCUUCGUCGGCGCGAGUCCGGACGAAUGCACGUACAUGUUCGAAGCGCGCUCGUCAGCAGCCUGUGGUGGGAUUGAGGUUGCGAAGCAGAGUCUGUCACCCGCCGGUGUGUUCGGAGUGAUUGUGCUGAUCGCGGUGAUUGUGUAUGUGGUCGGUGGCUGUGUGUACAGCCGUGUGGUGUUGCAGCAGAGGGGUUGGAGGCAGAUGCCAAACUAUAAUCUCUGGGCUGGGUGUUUCGGGUUUGUGAGGGAUAUCUUCAUCAUACUCACAUCCUCCUGUGCGCGCUUCUUGCCUUCGCGAAGGGGUUAUACGCGCGUUAAUGGCGGCCUCGGCGGGUCCGGGUCGGGCAGAGGGAGGGGGCGAGACAGCGAUGCGGAGAACAGAUUGAUCGAUGAUUUGAAUGAAGAAUGGGAUGAGUAG
This is a messenger RNA of Baudoinia panamericana UAMH 10762, 1023 nucleotides long. RefSeq lists its product as uncharacterized. Gene Ontology annotation, biological process: vacuolar transport. The annotation marks the transcript as partial. The transcript is spliced from 3 exons. The record is from RefSeq and is a predicted model, not a curated record. NCBI's taxonomy places the organism in Eukaryota, Fungi, Ascomycota, Dothideomycetes, Mycosphaerellales, Teratosphaeriaceae.